AUGCAUACACUUUUUAAAGAGACAAAAGAUAUAAAAUAAUUGGAACUUAAAGUUUAAGUAUUUAAAGAAUUUUAGAAAAAUAAUUAAAUUGUAAAUAAAGUUGGUGAUUUAAUUUAUUUUGGUCAUAUAUAUCAUCAUUUAGCAAAUAAAUGCAAGAAUAAAUAUACUGAAUAUGGUAUGAGAUGUUUUUGUACAAUGAAAAUAACAUAUGAUUCGAAAUUGUAAAAGGAUAUAAGAAAAACUAUUUAAGCAAUUAGAAAUCAUCGAUCUAGUUUCACAAAACUUAUGAUUAAAUCAUUAUUUGAAAUACUUAUAUAGAAUUAACCUAGAAAUAUAGAUUUAAGGUUUAUUUAUGCUUAAUUUCUAUAUUUUAAAAUGAAGAAUAGAAUUUAAGCAUAUGAAUAAAUACAAUAGAUUUAGAAAAAAUAAUUGAAUCUACAUUUAUAAUUAAGGAUUGCUUUAAUGAUUUCUAUGAUUUAAGAUAAUGUUACAGAUAUAAAUAGUCUUGCAUAUCAUAGUGUCCUUGACUUUGAAUAUGUAGUAGAAAUGGAAGAAACAGUUUCUUAAAUAUAUUAAGUAGUAUUAAGAGUAUUAAAUCUAAAUUCUUUGUUUUGGAGAAAAUUGAAUAAGAAUCCUUAAUUAGAAUAGGCUCUUAUUGAUAUAAAUAAGGAUAUUAGUGAAGAGAUGACUAAUUGUAAUAAAUUAUGGAAAAAUCUCAUGAAACAUGAAGUGAGAGUAAAGUAAUAAGAUGUUAUAACUACAUAUUUAAAUAAAAGACUUAUAUGGAAAUUUGUUUAUUUUUGGUAUAUAAUAAAUAAAUUAAUUAUAGGUACAGAUUAUUUAUUCUAAAUAAAAAAAUUAGAUUAACUUAAAUUGAAUGUGUAAGUUCUGCUACAUUACAUUAAGAAAUUAUUAAUGAAGAUUCUGAUAGUGAUUAUGAAAUUAAAGCAUAUGAUUAGUUUAGUAAUUCAAAGCCAUUCAAUCAUAUGAGCUUAAUUAUUCACUCAUUACUUAAUGGAUAAAUUAUUAAAUGUAGUUAAUCUUGUAAAGAAGUAUUAGAAUAUGAAAAUUUAAAAUCCAUAUAUUAAUUAAUACCUGAAGUCUUCUAAAGAAAUCAUCAAAAUGCUAUUAAAUAAUUUUUGUAUUAAGGAAAAAGUAAGAAUUUACAUAAAAGUCGUAAGAUAUUUGUUAGACAUUCAUAAGGAUAUAUAAUAUAAGCUAGAAAAUAUCUUAAAUGGUAAUUAGAUAAAUAGAAUCAAAUUAAUUUUAUAGCUAUGAUAAGACCAAUAAUAAGAUUAGAAUAAAUAAAUUUUAUAAUAUUAAAUGGAGAUUGGGAAGUAGAUGCUGUUACUAGACCACUAUUUUAAAUAUUAUAAUAAAAAACUUGUUUGCUCUUACUAUGCACAGGUUUAUUUCAAUUUUCAAAAUAUGGACAUUAUUUAGAUUCAGAUGAUAUAACUAGAUUCAAAUUAAAUUCAAAAUCAAAAUCAUUAAAUAUGACAUAAUCAAAAUAUUAAAAUAUGAAUGACAGCAUACAUUUUAAUUCAUUAACAAAUUCUUCAAAAAUUAAUACAAUGGAUAAAUAUCACAUUGAAUCAGAAGAUCAAUCCUUUGCUUUUUUUGGUGAAGAUAAUAUAGAGUAUUAUAAUACAGAUAAUACAUUUACAAAUAAAAGAUUAUUCAAAAUAGUAGAUGAAUAACAUGUAAAAUUAACACUAAGAUUACCAAAAAAAUUAAAUUAAUUAAAUUAAGAAUAUGAAUAUUUAAAAACAUCUACUUUUUAAGAUGUAAUUCAAUAAACAGAUUUAUCUACUAUAUAUUAAAAUAAGAAUAGAUUAAUUUUUAGAAAUUCAGAAAAUAAAAUUAAAAUUAAUAAACUAUUACUAUUUCGUAGAUUAUAUGAUUUCAAUCAAAGAGUAAUGAAAUAAAUGUUUGAUAAUUUAAGAGAUUUAUUUGAAAAAUACUGUUCAUAAAAUCGAUUAUUAGAUAAAAUUAUUAAAUUAGAUGCCACUAUUCAUUUUACUAAAACUAUAUCUAUGGAUCAUUAUACAAUUAUUAAAAUUAAUAAAUAUGAAAUAUUUGAAUAUCAUCAAAGAUAAUUUAGAGAAGUAAUCUUUAUUAAUUAUUAAAAGACACACAAUAUCCUUACUGAAUCUCGCAUUAGAUAAUCUAAACCAUCUCUAGUUGAAAUGUAUAUGGAUCCAAGAAUUUUUGGAAUUCAACAAUAAGGUACUUAAUAGAUAAUAUAUCAGAAGUUGAUUCUAACAGAAUAGAUCAGAAUAAAUCUUUUCUAACUGAGGGAUAAGUCUUUCCUGAAUUUGUUUAAUAUCAUCCUACUGAAGUUGUGCUUAAACUUGAAAAUAAUAUUUUCUUCAAAUAAGAUAACAAUAAAAUAAGUAAAAACAUAAAAGAGAUAAGUUUUUUUAUAUUCUUUAAUAGAAUAAUGAUCACAACUCUAUAUUUAUUAACAACUAUUGCAUAUUUUAAGGGUCCUUCCUUAACUCAACAUGCCUAAAUAUAUUCUGAAGUAAAUUUAUAUUAUAAUAGAGAUUUAAAAAUUAUAACUAAUUUCAAAACUCUCUUUAUGUGUUAUCUAAACAUAUGAAUAUACUUUGGAUUUUUAUUUAUUUAAUUUACAGAAUGCUUCUGAUAUAGAUGUAGAACAAUAUUUAUUAAAAUAAUCAGAUCUGUUAUAAUAAUAAAUGUCAUUUAUUAAUUAAUCUCUUACUAGUAAAGAUUUUAUUGAAAUUAUCUUUGGUUACUAAAUGCUUGAAAAUCCAAUCAAUGAUUUAAUUUCAUAAUUUAUGGCUAUUUUAAAUUAGUGCAAUAAAUCUAAUUGGUAAUUCAUAAAUUCUUAAUUUAAUUUUUUGGAUGAAUUUAGAUUAAUUAUUAUUCCAGAUAUAUAAGUAGGUUUACUUAAUAGUUACCUUCAAUAAUAUAAUAAUUAAAUGAAUAGAUUAUAUGAGUAUCAAUAAUUUGCUAUUUUUGAGAUUAUUAUUACAAUUUGUUUGAUUAUCUUCUUUAUAAUUGCAAAUAUAAGUUUGAUUAUAAAAAUCAUUAAUAAAAAUAAAGUACUUCUUAAUAUCAUUUAGACUAUUAUCAAAUCCUUACAUUUAUUAUCAUAAUAAUAGAUAACAACAUCUAUUUAAUAUAUAACUUGGUUGAAAUUAUAAUUAAGAUUCUUGAUUGACUUAGAAACAAUGAAAUUUUUGAAUUCCAAAGCAACAUAAACAUCAUAUUGUGAUCAAUUGACCAAAUACGAAAAUCAAGAAUAAAAUAGUUAAAUAAAUUCUAAAGCUAAUUUAUAUAUAGGAUCAUCUUAAUGGAUUAAAAUAAAAGUAAAUAAUAAUAAUAUAAAUUAUGUAGAUUACUUUUUUCCUUUAUUAUUUUUUCUUUAGUUUAAUUAUAUCAUCUUUUGUUUUUUAUUAUUUACUAUUUCUUUAAGCCUUUUAAAAUGGAGCUUUGAUGAUAUUUAAUGAAAAUGAGUUUGUUAAGAAUCGUAAUCAUCUCUAUGCUAUGGUUAGCAUAAAAGAACUCUAUAUUUACUAAUACAUAAAUAAUUCAAAUAUAGCUAUUGAGGGGAUCAAAAAUAAUGUUUAAGAUUUUAUUGAUUAAAUAGAAGAUGAACAAGAUCAAAUAUAUGAGACUAAUAUUGAUUAAGUAUUUUAAAUGUUUUAUGGAAAUUAUUGCCAAAUUCUCUUAGGUUAAAUUUGAUGUAACUUUAGAAAUUUAAUAUAAUACAACAAUUGAUUAGUAUGAGUAGUGCUAAUAUAAAUUAAAUGGAGCAUUUACUAGAGGAUUAAAUCAAUAUCAUUUAAUAUUGAAUUAAAUUGCAUUAUCAUUGAUAAAUCCUAAUGA
This is a messenger RNA of Paramecium pentaurelia, 3858 nucleotides long. The record is from the annotation of a GenBank genome assembly. Lineage: Eukaryota; Ciliophora; Oligohymenophorea; Peniculida; Parameciidae.